AUGACGGAGUUACCGAGACUGUCCCGGGCUAUGCGAGCCAACACUGACCUGGAUGUGCAACGAAAUCUUACCCUUGAUCCCAAGGAACGAGCCGCUAUACAGCUGUUCCGCAAAAAGGAAGUUACGAGUGGUGUAUCGUGGAAGGAACUGAAACUGUUCAUUAACAGCAAUGUAGAUCCAAAAAUUGGCGGUGUUCUAGCGAAACAGCUGCGAGACCUGUGGGAAAUGAGCCGAGAGAUGGUAGGCUCGGAAGAAAAUGCUGAGCUGGUCGAUGAAGCGGCUAUACUAGUGUUGAGGUUAUUCCUAGAUCAGAAGGUUGUAAUGAUGAAGCACUUAUCUAAGCUGAAGAAAAUGUUUGGCCAAGUUCCAAACGCUUUAAUCAACAAAAUGUGUACGUUGGUGUUUGAUAUCAGCAGUAAUUUAAACCCAGAAUGUCGGACAUAUCUCGAAGAGCAAGAGAUAAACGAAAACGGGCAUGCGGUAGAAGGCUUUGGUGAAGACAUCGAGUGCAAUUUGUCGCUGGAACGGGAAACGCACGACCACAGCAAGCUGAUGGAUCUUUCUCCCGCGAACCCAUUGGAUAGCCAGGUGGCACAAAGGUUUUCGAUGAACUACGAUGCUAUUCAAAAAACUGCCGAACCGGUAGCGGGAUGUUCCGGAAUCUCGGCCACCAAGCAGCAACCGGAAAAAUAUACUCGCAGCUGGCUGGCCCAGCAAGUUCCACCGGAUUUGGUGGACAAUCUGAUGGAAUUACUCAAGUCGGCCAAAACGAAUGACGAGCUGCAGAUGGAUUUGUUUGACUUUCUGGGGGUGGAGUACUUGGACGUCAUACCGGAAAUGCUACAAAACCGGAAGCAUCUGAUCGAGUCAGUGAAAGCAUUGAAGCAAAUUAAAGUGAUGAAAAAGAUACAGCAAGACAUGGAAGCCAUGCAACACGCCCCGUCCUACCUGAUGCCGGUGACAAUACAAACGGAAUCACAGAAGCAGAUGCGCAAGCAGGUGAACAAAGAGCAGAAAAAACUGAAAAAGUUCCUUAACGAGACGGCGGUCGACAAGAAGGGAGACUGUGUUGAGAUCGAUCCAAUUCAGUUACGUCAGAAUUAUCAGAAAAGUUUAAUGCUUGCUGCACAAAUGCCCCAAAUGCUGUUGGAAAAAAUUAAAGCGAAGAGAGGCGUGCUGCCAAUAUCGAAGCCACCCACAAAGCAGGUGAAGUAUCCGAACGUGUACGACUCGUACAGUGAAGCUCGCAGCCACGUCGGAUUCAUAGCGGGCAAUAAGAUUGUUCUUCCGGAGAAUGUCGAGCGAACGGAUAACAAGCUGUACGAAGAGGUUAAAAUUCCUGCCACCGAUCCACCGCCUUUGUCGAUCGGUAGCGAAAGGAUCAAAACCAGCUCUUUGGAUGAAAUCGGGCAGAUUGCGUUCAAGGGAUGCGAAGAGUUGAAUCGGAUUCAAAGUGUCGUGUAUCCGGCAGCAUAUAAUAGCAACGAAAAUUUGCUUGUAUGCGCCCCGACUGGAGCGGGUAAGACCAAUGUAGCCAUGUUGACGAUUGUAUACACUAUCAGACAGUUCGUCGAUCAAGGCGUGAUACAUCGUGAUCAGUUCAAGAUUGUGUAUGUGGCGCCGAUGAAGGCACUGGCAGCAGAAAUGACGAGCAACUUCGGCCGGCGGUUGCAACCGUUGGGCAUUUCUGUGCGAGAACUCACCGGUGAUAUGCAGCUAUCGAAGGCUGAGCUUCAGCAGACGCAAAUGAUCGUUACCACGCCCGAAAAGUGGGACGUUGUAACACGCAAGGGUGCCGGCGACGUUACGUUCAUCAGUUUGGUGAAACUGCUCAUCAUCGACGAGGUACACCUGCUGCACGGCGAACGUGGACCCGUGGUGGAGGCGCUCGUAGCUCGAACUCUCCGCCUGGUAGAAUCUUCCCAAAGCAUGAUUCGAAUCGUUGGUUUAUCGGCCACACUUCCCAACUACAUUGACGUGGCACGGUUUUUGCGCGUUAACCCAAUGAUCGGACUAUUCUUCUUUGAUUCCCGCUUCCGACCGGUUCCGCUAAGCACCAACUUUAUAGGCGUGAAAGCGCUGAAUGCGCUGAAGCAGCUUUCGGACAUGGACAUGAUUUGUUACGAGCGCUGCAUUGAUAUGGUACGCCAGGGUCACCAAGUGAUGGUGUUUGUGCAUGCGCGCAACGCUACAGUACGUACGGCCACUUUGAUCAAAGAUCUUGCGCAGCAAAAAGGCCACAUCAAUCUGCUCCUACCGGAAAGCAACCCCGAGUAUGGAAGUGCACUAAAAACAGUGUCGAAGAGCCGCAACAAACAGUUUGUGGAACUGUUUCAAAACGGACUGGCAAUGCACCACGCAGGCAUGUUGCGCCAGGAUAGAAAUUUGGUCGAGAAAUACUUUGCCGAUGGAAUGAUUAAGGUGUUGGUGUGUACGGCGACGCUUGCUUGGGGUGUUAACUUGCCGGCGCAUGCGGUCAUUAUCAAGGGAACGGAAAUUUACGACUCGAAGCACGGUACGUUCGUGGAUUUGGGAAUACUGGAUGUGCUUCAGAUAUUCGGUCGAGCGGGACGUCCGCAGUACGACAAGAGCGGCGUUGGUACGAUCAUUACCACGCACGAUAAGCUAAACCACUACCUUUCACUAUUGACCAAUCAGUUCCCGAUCGAGUCAAACUUCAUCCAGUGUUUGGCGGAUAACCUGAAUGCCGAGGUGACCCUAGGUACAAUCAGCAACAUUGACGAAGCGAUCGUUUGGCUAAGCUACACGUAUCUUUUCGUGCGUAUGCGAAUGAAUCCACAGUGCUACGGACUAAACUACGACGAUCUGCGCGAAGAUCCAUCGCUGGAACAGAAACGCCGACAGUUGAUCCAUACGGCAGCGAUGUCCCUGGACAAGGCGCGUAUGUUGCGAUACAACGAUCGUACUGGCGAUUUGAAUGUAACGGAUCUCGGUCGGACGGCGUCACAUUUCUACAUCAAGUACGACACGGUGGAAGUGUUCAACGAAAUGCUGAAACCGAUCAUGACCGAUGCGGACAUUUUGCAGAUGAUGUCAAACGCGCACGAGUUCCAGCAGCUGAAGGUGCGUGACGACGAGAUGGAUGAACUGGACGAACUGACGCACAUCUGUUGCGAGGUGCCGGUCCGUGGUGGCAGCGAAAACAUCCACGGCAAAGUGAACAUCCUCAUGCAGACGUACCUGUCGAAGGGUAUGGUACGUUCGUUCUCGCUAAUGUCCGACAUGUCGUACAUUACGCAGAACGCGGUACGAAUCGCUCGGGCCCUCUUCACGAUGGUGCUGCGCGCCAACAAUCCCAUCCUGGCCGGACGAAUGCUGAACGUGAGCAAGAUGUUCGAGAAACAGAUGUGGGAGUUUCAGACACCAAUGUACCAGUUCAACCUACUUCCGUUGGACGUUGUGGAUAAGAUAGAGAAGCGUGGUCUAAGUGUACUCGCUCUCCGGGAUAUGGAGGAGAAGGAGAUUGGAGACUUUCUGCGGAACCAUCGGUAUGCGAAGAUGGUAAAACGAUGCGCGGAGGAGUUUCCGAUGCUUGAAAUCGAAGCUACACUUCAACCGAUCACUAGAACGGUACUGCGAAUAAGGGUGUUUAUACGGGCUUCGUUCCGGUGGAACGAUCGUGUGCACGGCAAAACGGCAGAAUCGUUCUGGAUAUGGAUAGAGGAUCCGGAGAGCAACUACAUCUAUCAUUCGGAGUACUUCCAGAUUACGAAACGGCAGACAAUGCGACAGGAAGAUCAGGAACUGAUCAUGAUCAUUCCAUUGAAGGAUCCCUUGCCUCCCCAGUACUACAUACGAGUUGCCAGUGACACCUGGUUAGGUAGUAACAAUCUGGUACCACUUUCCUUCAAGCAUCUCAUUCUGCCGGAAGUACAUCCCCCGCAUACGGAGCUGUUGCCCCUGCAACCUCUGCCUGUGACGGUGUUAAAUAAUCGAAAGUACGAAUCAUUGUACAGCUUCACCCAUUACAACCCCAUUCAGACGCAGAUCUUCCACUGUCUUUACCACACGGACAACAACGUACUGCUCGGAGCACCUACCGGAUCCGGUAAAACAAUCGCUGCCGAAAUGGCAAUGUUUCGCGUGUUUCGUUUGCUCCCAGCGGGCAAGGUAGUGUACAUUGCACCGCUGAAGGCGCUGGUAAAGGAACGAAUGGACGACUGGAAGGUGCGGCUCGAACAAAAGUUGGGCAAAAAGGUGGUAGAACUGACCGGAGACGUUACACCGGACGUUCGGGCGAUUAAGGAAUCGUCGGUGAUCGUUACCACGCCCGAGAAAUGGGACGGCAUUAGUCGAUCGUGGCAAACGCGUGAUUAUGUGCGAGAUGUUGCAUUGAUCGUGAUUGACGAAAUCCACCUCUUGGGUGAAGAUCGUGGUCCAGUGCUGGAGGUGAUUGUGUCGCGAAUGAACUUCAUUUCGUCGCAUACGGAACGAACGGUGCGGAUCGUUGGACUUUCGACGGCAUUGGCAAACGCACGUGAUCUGGCAAACUGGCUCGGGAUCGAUACGAUGGGUUUGUACAACUUCAAACCGUCCGUCCGUCCGGUACCGCUGUCGGUGCACAUCCAGGGAUUCCCGGGAAGGCAUUACUGCCCGCGAAUGGCCACCAUGAAUCGUCCCGCGUACCAGGCUAUUCGGCAGUAUUCACCAUGCACUCCGGCGCUUAUUUUUGUAGCGUCUCGUAGACAAACUCGUCUUACGGCGCUGGACCUGAUCACGUUCCUGGCAAGCGAAGACAACUCCAAACAGUUCCUACACACGUCCGAAGAAGAGAUGGAGCAGAUACUGCAAAACGUUCGCGACAGUAACCUUCGGCUGACGUUAGCGUUUGGCAUCGGUAUGCACCAUGCAGGGUUACACGAGCGCGAUCGCAAGACGGCGGAGGAGCUGUUUUUGAACAGAAAAAUUCAAAUUCUCAUCGCAACGGCCACCUUAGCGUGGGGAGUCAAUCUUCCCGCCCAUCUGGUGAUCAUCAAGGGAACGGAGUUUUACGAUGGCAAGCUGAAACGAUAUGUAGAUAUGCCUAUCACUGACGUGCUGCAGAUGAUGGGUCGUGCUGGACGACCACAGUUCGGCAAUGAGGGUAUUGCCUGCGUGUUCGUUCAGGACACGCGAAAGAACUUUUACAAAAAGUUCCUGUACGAUCCAUUCCCGGUGGAAUCCAGCCUACUGGCCGUGUUGCCGGAUCACAUAAACGCCGAGAUCGUGUCGGGAACGUUACGAACGAAGCAGAGCAUCCUGGAUUAUCUUACCUGGACGUACUUCUACCGUCGAUUGCUACGCAAUCCCACCUACUACGGGCUGGAGAACACGGAAAUGGACAAUGUGAACUGCUUCCUUUCGGAACUAAUCGAGAAAAUGCUCGAUAAGCUUAUACGGGCCGGAUGUGUGAUAGUGGAGGAAGAUAACAGAUCCCUCAUAGCCACCUCGAUGGGGCGCAUUUCUUCCUAUUACUAUCUAUCGCACAUCACCAUGCGUCACUUUGCUGAUACGCUGCGAUACGAUAUGAGCAUGGAAGAGCUACUACGUGCGAUGGCAGACGCGGCGGAAUUCGAAGAGCAUCCUGUCCGCCAUAAUGAAGAUUUAUAUAACGCUGAUUUGGCGAAACUAUGCCCACUAAAGGUGGAUUCGCUAUCUGUCGACAAUCCGCACACGAAAGUAUUCCUGCUUUUGCAAGCUCACUUAUCGCGGCUUCCCUUACCAAAUUCCGAUUACGGAACGGACACGAAAUCGGUGCUCGAUCAAUCGAUACGAAUUCUUCAGGCCAUGGUCGAUAUCAGCGCGGAAAGUGGUUGGCUUGCGACAACGCUACGGAUACAACAGCUGAUGCAGUGUAUAAUCCAAGCACGCUGGCUAGAUGAUCCCGUUGUCAUGACGCUCCCCAACGUCGAAUCGCACAAUGCGGCUAUCUUCAGCCAGAUAAAAACAGAUUUACCAUUCCUGACGCUUCCGGCUUUGAAAGAAAAUUGUAACCGAAAGUACGAAAACCUAGCUGCACCGUUACGGCAGGAGUUUGAGGAACCGGAAAUUGAGCAGAUUUACAAGGUGAUAAGUGAGUUGCCCUCACUGAACGUUCAGAUUUCGGUACGCGGACCGUACGGUACGGAGGGAGAUGUGGACCGGCCAGUCCAGCAACCCACGCACCGUGAUCAAUGGAUGGAGCUGUAUGCCGAUCAGGAGUAUGUCGUUUGCGUGCAGCUAAUACGAUUGGGUUCGUUCGAUGCGCUCCGCAUAAACUGUCCCAAGUUCCCGAAGGGUAAAGAUGAGGGUUGGUUCCUAACGCUGGGUCAUCAAGCGGAGGGAGAACUAAUAGCCCUGAAACGAUGUGUGUACCGCAGCAAUCGUAGUACUCAUCAGCUGUGCUUUUAUGCCCCUUCGCGUGUUGGACGUUGUAUAUACACAGUGUACCUGCUUUCCGAUGGCUAUAUAGGGCUGGAUCAACAGUACAACAUACAAUUCGAAGUGGUGCCUGCUCCGGUCAGUGAAAAAGAUGGAGCGCAACAAGUGUUUGCGAAAGGUGAAGGAUUCUGGUAAACCUGCAGAAUAGUGCACCGGAGCAAUGAUCUUAACGAGCAAUGAUAUGAACGGAAUAAUACAGA
This is a messenger RNA of Anopheles moucheti, 6620 nucleotides long. It is a transcript of the gene obe, whose product is annotated as activating signal cointegrator 1 complex subunit 3. Gene Ontology annotation, molecular function: nucleic acid binding; ATP binding; ATP hydrolysis activity. The coding region runs from base 1 to 6555 and encodes 2184 amino acids. The record is from RefSeq and is a predicted model, not a curated record. Lineage: Eukaryota; Metazoa; Arthropoda; Insecta; Diptera; Culicidae. The transcript is spliced from 7 exons.